GUAUCAGAAGCCCGAAGGAAAAAUGGACGUAGCAGCUGCUGCCGCAGAAACCGACGACAGCAAGAAACGACGGAAGAGGCGAACGGCAAAGGAGAUGCCGAAGCUGGAAGAAUUGGCCCAUGCCACGGAGGAAACCCUGGUGGAUGUCUUAGGCUUCCCAGAGCAG
Cladocopium goreaui is the source of this 166-nucleotide messenger RNA. The record is from the annotation of a GenBank genome assembly. Lineage: Eukaryota; Dinophyceae; Suessiales; Symbiodiniaceae.